Molecule: messenger RNA, 2791 nt
Organism: Vigna unguiculata (cowpea)
Lineage: Eukaryota; Viridiplantae; Streptophyta; Magnoliopsida; Fabales; Fabaceae
Gene: TBL14
Product: TRICHOME BIREFRINGENCE-LIKE 14
Biological process (GO): plant-type secondary cell wall biogenesis; xylan biosynthetic process; xyloglucan metabolic process
Cellular component (GO): Golgi apparatus
Molecular function (GO): acetyltransferase activity
Source: RefSeq, a predicted model, not a curated record
UGGAUCCCUGGCGGUGAGUCACGGACGAGACAUAACCAGUAAAACAAUAGCAUCAGUAUCACCAUCAUUGUCUUCUUCAUCGUCCUCAUCUUCUUUAACAAUCUCAGGGCUAACUUCGUCUUUUCCAUCUACAAAGGCAGUGGAUCUGCAAUUGUGAAAAACCCUACACAACCCAAUCAAGAUGCACCUGCAACUACCACAGGUAUGUGUUGCAAUUAUGCAUGGAAAUAUAUAGGUUGAGUCGUGAUCAUUAGCAGACAGAAACGGCUACAUCAAUUGGAUGUUGGUUUUGGAUGUUUGGAGAUCUUAAUGGAUUAUUAGCGGAGAUUUUGUUUGAAUUUUCCUGAUGUGUGUCUGGCCUCUGGUAAUACAUCCACACUCUGGUUUUUGCUUCAUGAACGUAAAUCUGUGUUUUUGGUGUGAUAAUACAAUUCUGUUCUAAGGGAAAGUUUGUGCCCAGUUCAAUGAGAAGUUGUUAUCAGUUGAGUGUGUCUCCAUGAGAGAGGUGUGUGUUUGUUUGUGUGGAGUGUGAUUAUGAAGGUGAAUAAUGUGUUCGCGGAAGAUGAAAUGCGGUUCAAAGGAAGUGAUUUUAGUUGUUUGCUUGGCCUAUUCUGAGUGCUAAAUCGUUUUCUUUUUAGGUUGGAUGAGACUGAACUUCCUUCCUAGUGGGGCAUUUUUAAUACCAAAAAGUUUGAGUAGGAGAGAGAUAAACAAAAAGAUAAGCCUCUGGAACAACUUGAUUCACUGGAGAUAUUGUGUGAUAGAUAUUUCCUGAAUGUGCUGUCUGAGUCAAAGAUCUGUAUUUGCUAUAUCUAUUAAGCACAAAUGAAAGGAGGACAUAUUUAUAGCUUUAAAGGGAGGUUUAUUUUCCUGCCUCUGGUUACUCUUGUUCUCUUUACCACAUUAAUGUGGACAUGGGAGAGAAAUCCAUUAAUAGCUAUGACUUUAAGAUCAGCUCAAGAGUGGUACAACUUACCUCCAGCGGAAGCCCCUAUUGAAUCUGUGGGAACCGCAACACUGGAAAAGGAUGUGGAAAAAUCCGCUACUCCCAGCACAGAAAAUAGAACAAAAAUUCAACUUGAUACUCAGGUUGAGGCAACUGUGGAUUCUAUACCUGCAGACUCUCCAAAAUCUCAAUACAAUCAAAAUUUCACUCCUUCCAGAGGUACAGGAACUCCAACACUGGAAAAGGGUGGGGAAAAAUCCAUAACCCCAACCACAGAAAAUGGAACAAAACUUCAACUUGAUUCCAAGGGUGUGACAACUAUAGAUUCUAUUCCUGCAGAAUCUCCAAAAACUCAAUACAAACAAAAUGUCACAGCUUCUUCUAGAAGUAAAGUUUGUAAUAAUUAUGCCAAGGGUAAGUGGGUUGCCGAUAGCAGGAGGCCGCUGUAUUCUGGGUUCAACUGUAAGAAAUGGUUAUCCUCAAUGUGGUCAUGUAGAAUAACAGAACGACCAGAUUUCUCAUAUGAGGGAUAUCGCUGGCAACCAGAAAAUUGUGAAAUGCAAGAGUUUGACCGGUCUGCAUUCUUGAGAAAGAUGCAGGACAAAACAAUUGCUUUCAUAGGAGACUCGUUGGGCCGGCAACAAUUUCAAUCUCUAAUGUGUAUGGCCACUGGUGGGGAAGAGAGCCCAGAGGUUCAAAAUGUGGGGUGGGAGUAUGGUUUGGUAAAAGCACGUGGAGCUAUUCGUCCAGAUGGUUGGGCUUAUAGAUUUCCCAAGACUAAUACCACUAUAUUAUAUUAUUGGUCAGCUAGCUUAAGUGAUUUGCAGCCCCUUAACAUCUCAGACAAACUGUCAAACGUUGCCAUGCAUUUAGACCGUCCCCCAGCUUUCAUGAGUCGGUUCCUCCAUCGCUUUGAUGUUUUGGUUCUUAACACAGGACACCACUGGAACAGGGGGAAGCUUACUGCGAACAGGUGGAUAAUGUAUGUUAAUGGAAAGCCAAAUGAAGACAAACAGAUUGAAGUAAUUGCAAAUGCCAAAAACUUAACAAUCUACAGUAUAGCCAGAUGGCUUGAUUUGCAACUUGUUUCGCAUCCUCGGCUCAAAGCUUUCUUCAGGACUAUAUCUCCUAGGCAUUUCUUCAAUGGGGAUUGGAACACUGGUGGAAGCUGUGACAACACUAUCCCUUUAACCAAUGGAAGUGAGGUCAUGCAAGAAGGGUCUAUUGAUACAACUAUCGAGGGUGCUCUAAAGGGUACAAAGAUUAAAAUACUGGACAUAACUGCCCUUUCGCAAUUGAGGGAUGAGGCUCACAUGUCGCGCUACAAUUUUAGAGGAACUCUUAAUUCAAGCGACUGCUUGCAUUGGUGCCUACCUGGUAUUCCAGAUACGUGGAACGAACUCCUUGUUGCUCAGAUAUAGGCUGUGUCAUACUUAGGCACCUCUCCUUGCUUACAAAUGCAUUAGUAAGAUGUUUAGGGCACCAGAAUCUGUCCAUCAUUUAUGGUCUAGGAAGACCAAUUAUUUGUUUCGUCCAAUGAUGUAUUUCAUUUAUUGUUUUCUCACCAAAUAGGAAAAGUGGGGAGAUCGUACAGGCCCAUUCCAUUUUCAUUUUAUGAAAGAACAAUUAGCUGAAACUUAUAUAUAUGUAUGAUUUGGACAGAAUCGAGGACGAACAUAACCACACGAGGUAUGAGCUAUAAAUACCAUAGGCAUGACCAAAGUUGACAUGGCCUUUAUUCAACAGUUUGAAAUGAUUUUGUAUUUUCUAUGGUGGUAUUUGUAUUAUAAUUAGUUUCCAUUUGAGUAGAGUGAAAAAGAAAUAAUCAUUGGGACCAGUAGUAAA